AGCAAAAUUAAAGUGAAUCAAACAGGACCUAAGAGAGAUAAAAAGCGUUAUUAAUUAGGAAAAUUAUGUAAAUAAAAAAUGUUAAUAACAUUACGAAAUGAGGGUGUAUAAAUUUGGUGUAUUUUUAGGACAAAAAAUGACUUGGAUGAAAAAUUAGAAAUAGAAAAAGUACCAAAACAUAAAUAAAACAAAGUUAUUGAAUUAACCAUAAUUAAUAAAAAGAAAAUGCUAUACAUAAAAUAAAAUAAUAAAAAUAGUUGUAGUAAAAUCUCAAAGCAGCAAGCAGGCAAUAAAUUCCCCUGUCUCUCGCAUUCUCAUUCUCCAAACUCCAACUUCUCCUCUCUCUUCUCCUUCCUCUGCACUCUCCUCAACUCAUUCUCACACAACAACUUCACCUCAACUCCAAAUCAACUCUACUAUCUCCUCCAUUCCCUCUUUCUCUCUCCUCCCUUCGCCAUUUUCUGGCGACAACCAUGACGGUUUUCUCUCACACCUCCGCCGCCAUCGCCGGAAAACAGAUUUUCCCGGUCAACUACGAAGCCGAGGUUUCUCAACGCCUCCUCGAUUCUCUCUCCUCCGGCGAUCUCAAAGCCGCUUCCGACUGCUCUUCCAACUCUUUUCUCGACGUUAACUUCGUCGGCGCCGUCUCUCUUAAGCUCCGUCGUCCUGAGGUUGUUCUCCGUGAUCAUUUACCAAACGACGUCGUUCUUCACUAUGAGGAGUUCAAAACUGACGUCACUCCACUUUUUCUCGCUGCUCAUUUCGGCAAUUUUAAUCUUCUUCGUCAACUCCUGAAUGCUGGAGCUGAUGUAAACCAGAAACUAUUCAGAGGUUUUGCGAUUACUGCAGCAGUGAGAGAAGGGCAUCUCGAGAUUGUGAAGGUGCUGCUCAAGGCGGGGGCUUCUCAACCAGCAUGUGAGCAGGCUCUCUUGGAGGCUAGCAUUCAUGGACGGGCAAGGUUCGUGGAACUGCUGAUGGGAUCUGACCUUAUACGGCCCCAUGUUGCCCUGCAUGCUUUUGUCACAGCAUGUGGCAGAGGAUUCACUGAUGUUGUUGAUACAAUGAUUAAGUGUGGUGUGGAUACAAAUGCAAUGGACCGUGUACUUCUCCAAUCAUCCAAGCCAUCUCUUCAUGCCAACAUUGAUUGCAAUGGGCUAGUCGCUGCUGUUGUCAGUAGGCAACCAUCUGUUGUCCGUUUGCUGCUACAGGCUGAUAUAACAGACAUGGAAGUGAAGCUUGGAGCUUGGUCAUGGGACUCAGAUUCAGGUGAAGAGUUUCGAGUGGGUGCAGGAUUAGCAGAGCCAUAUCCCCUCACUUGGUGCGCAGUCGAGUACUUUGAGAUCAGUGGCGCAAUCCUCAGGAUGCUCCUCAAAAAACACUCUCCAAAUACUCCUCAUCUCGGAAGAACUCUUCUUCACCAUGCCAUCCUCUGUGCUAGCAGUGUAGCUGUCAAUGUGCUGAUCGAUUGUGGAGUUGAUAUCGAGUGUCCAGUUACAACAUCCAAUACUUUGUUCCGUCCCUUACACAUGGCUGUUCGACUUGGGUUACCAACGAUCAUCCGAGCUCUUCUUGAAGCUGGCUGUGAUAUAAAUUCAAGGACUAACUCUGGUGACACGGCUCUUAUGAUAUCUGCCAAGUUCAAGCAAGAAGAGUGCCUCAGGGUACUGGCAGCAGCUGGUGCUGAUUUUGGGCUGAUCAACGAUGUUGGCUUUUCUGUUGCUUCAAUUGCUUCCUCAAAUAAGUGGUCUUUGGGUUUUCAAGAAACAAUUUUGCAAGUCAUCAAGGCAGGGAAAGUUCCUCAAAGCAGCAAUUUCUCUACCUUUUCACCUUUACUAUUUGCUGCUCAAGUUGGGGAUACAGAGGCUCUGAAAAUAUUAUUAGCGCAGCCAGAAAUAGAUAUCAAUCAACCUGACGACAAUGGCUUCACAGCAGUCUUGCUUACAGCCUUAAAAGGUCAUGUAGAAUCAUUUCGCUUGCUUGUAUAUGCCAAGGCUGAUGUGAAACGAUCCACUAAAUCAGGUGAUACCGUGAUAACAUUAUCAGAGCUCAGCUGCACCAGAGACUUGUUUGAGAAGGUGUUACUUGAUUAUGCACUUGAAAUGGACAACCGCUAUGCUGUAGGGUUCCAUGCUCUUCACUGUGCUGCACGUCAAGGAGACCUAGGAGCUGUCCAAUUGUUGACUAGCAAGGGUUAUGAUGUGAAUGCUGCUGAUGGAGAUGGCUACACACCUCUAAUGCUAGCAGCCAGAGAAGGACAUGCCCAAAUAUGUAAACUCUUGAUUAUGAAAGGAGCUUCUUGUGAUUUUAAGAACUCCAGAGGUGAAACACCACUUUCUUUCGCAAGGAAGAAUGGUAGGAAAGACAACGAAGCAGAAGGAAUUAUACUAGAUGAGCUCGCUCGAAAGCUGGUAAGGAGAGGAGCUUGUGUGCAGAAACACACUAAAAGAGGCAGAGGGUCUCCCCAUGCUAAAAUGAUCAAAAUGGUUGGAGCGACUGGAGUUCUGACAUGGGGAACAUCCAGCAGGAGGAAUGUGAUCUGUAAAGAGGUUGAAGUUGGACCUAGUGCACGUUUCUGCAAGAACAGGAGAAGCAAGGGUGAUGCAGAUGAAGCUGGGGUGUUUCAUGUAGUAACAACCAAGAACAAGGAAGUGCAUUUUGUGUGCGAAGGCGGUUGCAAUGCUGCUAAACUGUGGGUAAGAGGGAUCAAGCUUCUGACAAAAGAAGCUGUAUUUAGCUCUAAGCUGAAUGGUAAUUGAAUGAUGAGGUACUUCAUUUAGGUAUAUUGGUGUUCUAUAGUAGUGGUGUAAUACUUCACCUCGAAGUAUUCUUUCAUUGUAAAUAUUUGCGAACAGUUAAAGAGAAUCAAAAGAAAAUAUUUUCGAAAUUGUGUCAAACUGGCAAAGCAGUUUUGUGGGAAAGGCAAAAUUAUACUAUUCUGACAAACAUCAUCGAUUCUUACAACUCAUAUACCUUUCAACAGUAAUAUAUCAUCUCAACUGGAAUAUACAU
This is a messenger RNA of Chenopodium quinoa (quinoa), 3009 nucleotides long. RefSeq names its product putative ankyrin repeat protein RF_0381. The record is from RefSeq and is a predicted model, not a curated record. The coding region runs from base 474 to 2756 and encodes 760 amino acids. Gene Ontology annotation, molecular function: protein binding. The transcript has 4 exons. Lineage: Eukaryota; Viridiplantae; Streptophyta; Magnoliopsida; Caryophyllales; Amaranthaceae.